AUGACGAGAAGACGCGGUGCCGGUCGCACAUCGUUGGUGACCGUUGCGGUCGCCAUAGCCUGUUGCCAGUUCCUCUUGCGGCAGCAGGACAGCUCGGUCACCACCGUGAGUUGUAUGCAAUUGCACGAACCGCCGCCAGACUAUGCGGACUACGACAAUGACUCAAACGGAACAUCCGGUGGUAACGGUCAUCGAAAAUCCGGCAACGGAAGCGACGCAGCUGAAGAAAAUCAGCCGCUCUUUCCGCAGGAUCUUUUUACCUUGGAGCAGCGGCGCAAUGGAGCCGUCGUAUUCCACAUCUUAGGCGUCAUAUAUAUGUUUGUAGCACUUGCUAUUGUGUGCGACGAAUUCUUUGUGCCAGCAUUGGAUGUGAUUAUUGAGAAGUUGGCAAUACAAGAUGAUGUUGCCGGUGCCACUUUCAUGGCCGCAGGCGGAAGUGCUCCCGAAUUAUUCACAAGCGUAAUUGGAGUCUUUGUGUCUUUUGAUGAUGUCGGGAUCGGCACUAUUGUUGGUUCCGCUGUAUUUAACAUCUUAUUUGUGAUAGGGAUGUGUGCUCUGUUUUCUCGCACAGUGUUGACUCUUACUUGGUGGCCCUUGUUCCGAGACUGUACCUUCUAUUCAGCGAGCCUUCUUACGCUGAUUUAUUUCUUCCAAGACAAUAAUAUAUAUUGGUAUGAAGCACUAGUUCUGUUCUGUUUUUAUGUCGCGUAUGUCAGUUUCAUGAAAUGGAAUCAACCCGUCGAACGGUUUGUCAAAAAAAUCAUUUAUAAGAAUAAAGUGACAAGAGUACGCAGCACAGACCAGUUGAUGCCAACGCACGGCAAUGCUGCGACAUCAAGCGAAGCUAGUGUGGGCACAGCGCCCGGCGGCAGCGUUACUUCGAGGGCGCCUAGCGACUCGCGAGGCUCGGCCAGCGCCACCGUCAGCGGUAGUGCGGCCGGUGGACCGCAUUCUGCGCAUACGGGCGCCAAAUUCCGACAUGGACUGCUGCAGCUCAUGAUACAUACAAUCGAUCCACUUCACGACGGUAAAGUGGACGAGAAGGCGACCCAGCUGCACGCGAUAGCCUCGCUGAAGGUGCUCCUGGACGCAACGAGACCGCAGAAUGGUGCAGCCACGAGUUCGGCAGCCAACCACGUGCGCGCCCAACAGCAGCAGGAGGAGAGCAAAGAAACUGCCUUAGCGGUUGCGGCGGCUCAAGCUGCCGCGGCGGAUUUGCCGAACGGGGCGCCCGGUAAUCUGGCAGAAACAGUCGCCGAUUCGCACGGCAAUGCUGCGACAUCAAGCGAAGCUAGUGUGGGCACAGCGCCCGGCGGCAGCGUUACUUCGAGGGCGCCUAGCGACUCGCGAGGCUCGGCCAGCGCAACCGUCAGCGGUAGUGCGGCCGGUGGACCGCAUUCUGCGCAUACGGGCGCCAAAUUCCGACAUGGACUGCUGCAGCUCAUGAUACAUACAAUCGAUCCACUUCACGACGAUGUUGCAGGUAAAGUGGACGAGAAGGCGACCCAGCUGCACGCGAUAGCCUCGCUGAAGGUGCUCCUGGACGCAACGAGACCGCAGAAUGGUGCAGCCACGAGUUCGGCAGCCAACCACGUGCGCGCCCAACAGCAGCAGGAGAGCAAAGAAACUGCCUUAGCGGUUGCGGCGGCUCAAGCUGCCGCGGCGGAUUUGCCGAACGGGGCGCCCGUUUUAUUCAAAAUGCUUCACCAAAUGCCGUUGAUCAAACGUUUUAAAUGUGAAUAUGAUGAAAAUGAUAGUUACAGUGAUUUUAGUUUUAACGAUAGUUUACCUGACGGCAGAAGGAAGUCUGGACGUAUGAUUAAACCGAAUAGUAAAUUACAGGAUUAUGAAGUUUUAUUCGGCAAAUCGUUUGAUGACAGACAAUCAAGCGACAGUGGAUCGUACGGCCGUGAGCGGGCUUGGUCGAACAGUUCGGGUUACAGUGGUACGAGCAGUUCCUCGGAUGACCCUGAAGUAUUAGAAGCGGCUAAAAUACUAUUACAAUUUCGUGAACAAUGGCGGGAACACAAACAUCAACAUGGCAGUGAUUUGCUGAUGGAUACAAUAACGUCUUUGGGUUCACGAUUGAAUACGAAAAAGCGGCCUGUAAUAGCGCCUAUAAUAAAUCCAAACAUGCGCAGAUCCUUCGACAAUACGAAAUAUCAUGUGGCUGACCCAGAACAAGCGGCCAAGCGGCGAAAGAAUACAGAAGCCGCGAGGUAUAGUAGAUACCAGUCAAGAUUGCGAGAAGAAAUGUUAGAUAAACAACUGAAGCAAGCCGAACAAUCGAAUGGGGAUGCCAAGUGGCGUGUGGCCGCUAAACGGGCUUAUGUGCGAGGCUUAUUUUCGCAUUUGUGUAUCGAUGAUGUCGAUCUGGACAGUCUGAGCGACUUGGAAAACGUGGUAGAUUUAGACAAUGAUGCGCCGCAGGCUUUGGACAUGAGCUGGCCUAGCACUACCAGGAAACGAAUAACCUAUCUCCUGGUCGCACCCAUUGUGUUUCCGCUGUGGCUUACUUUGCCUGAUACGCGAACACCGCGAGGCAAGAAGUUCUUCCCAAUUACGUUUAUGGGAUCCAUAUUAUGGAUUGCCGCGUAUUCGUACCUGAUGGUUUGGUGGGCAAAUGUGGCCGGUGAUACUGUUCGUAUACCUCCAGAGGUGAUGGGGCUUACGUUUUUAGCGGCCGGCACGUCUAUUCCGGACCUGAUCACCUCAGUGAUAGUAGCCCGCAAAGGUUUCGGUGACAUGGCGGUCUCCAGCUCUGUGGGCAGCAACAUUUUCGAUGUCACAGUGGGAUUACCCGUGCCUUGGCUAUUGUACGGGAUCAUAUACGGCAAGCCCGUGCAAGUUAAUUCUGUCGGUAUGGUCUGUUCUAUCGCCAUACUGUUCAUGAUGCUGUUAUUUGUGAUCUUGUCGAUCGCGUGCUUCCAUUGGAAAAUGAACAAGGGUCUUGGAUUCACAAUGUUCCUGCUCUAUUUUGUCUUUGUCGCCAUAUCCUUAAUGUUCGAGUACGAGUACAUCGUGUGUCCUGUAUAAAGGACGACUUUGUCCAUCAGCACAUUUUUUGAUAUACAGA
Molecule: messenger RNA, 3076 nt
Organism: Ctenocephalides felis (cat flea)
Lineage: Eukaryota; Metazoa; Arthropoda; Insecta; Siphonaptera; Pulicidae
Product: sodium/potassium/calcium exchanger Nckx30C
Exons: 10
Coding region: 1-3036 (1011 amino acids)
Biological process (GO): calcium ion transmembrane transport; intracellular calcium ion homeostasis
Cellular component (GO): membrane
Molecular function (GO): calcium, potassium:sodium antiporter activity; calcium channel activity
Source: RefSeq, a predicted model, not a curated record